GACAGAGACAGAGACAGAGAGAGAGAGCGAGAGAGCGCGCGCGUAUUUGAUGUGUGACGCAUGACAGAGAAAUUGGAGGAAAUAUAAAACACUGUCUCAUUCCACAGCAAUGUGCUGUUAUUUAUAACACACUCUUGCAGCUGUUGGGAAAAAAUAUAGUUUUCCUGCCAUUUCUACAUAAAAGCUCUUGUAAGAACUAUUUAUAUAACUCACUUUGAUAGAAAUGCAGCUUUAAACCUGUUUGUUUGCUGUAAUGAUCUGUGCGUCACAGGGGAGUUGGAAUCUGGGUUAUUUUCCCCAAAUUCGUCUAAAUUGUCGCAGAAAUGUCAUCACAGGACUGUGAGCUCGCUUAGAUCUUGGAGCAGGUGGAGACGCAGGUGGAUGCGUCAGGUGUUUUGUUUUUCCAGCUGUUUGUGAGCUCAGAUUUGCGCAGCUGGCUUUAGGACCUCGGGAUGAGCUGCUGGAUAAAAGUCUGCGCACCUUUGGAAGUUGAGGGUUUUGUCGUUGUCAGUCGCUCCACUGCGCGUCUGACCAGAUGCGCCCUCUUUCUUUUAUGUUUCCUGGAUAAUCCAUGGUGACAUGUAGUCAACAUUUAGGUCCAAGGAAGCAGAGGAAGCACUCUUCUUCUCUGUACUCUCCAGUAUGAGGUCGUGGGGCAGAGCUGUUGUCCGGAGGAGGAUGCUCUGUCUCUGGCUGCUGCUUCUUGGCUUCGCCCUCGUCACACUGACGCUGUCGGUCCUUUUAAACCGCGACAAGACGCACAGUCGUCACAAUCCUGAUGGGCCGCUGCUGCUGCGGUUCUCCAGUCCACUGGACCUGGAGGUCAUGGUGGACUCCCGGGAUCUCCCGCCACUGAAAUCACUACAAGAAGACCAGCUUUUACUCGUGGCAUCCACGCAGGACAACAGGAGCCCGCCGCUGAAGAAGGGAACUUACAAGGUGCUUCUCGCGCGAGGAGCGAACAAGGAUAACAGCGCAACUGACGGAGACAUGGACAAAGAGGAGCGAUUUCUCCUCGAGGGUUUGGAGAAAGAAACGGAGCAGGCGGCAGUGAUGAAGCACGGGUUCAACGAGGUGGUCAGCGAGAAGAUUUCACUGCACCGGAGGCUCCCCGAGGCGCGCCACCCCGGGUGUUUGGGGGAACAGUACAGCGAGUCGCUUCCAUCGGCAAGUGUCGUUAUCUGUUUCCAUGACGAGGCUUGGUCCACGCUCCUGCGCACCGUGCACAGUGUCCUCCACACUGCACCCAAACAGUAUCUGCACGAGGUUCUGCUGGUGGACGACCUGAGCCAGCAAGGUCACCUGAAGAGUGUGCUGAGUGAGUAUGUGUCCCAUCUGGACGGGGUGCGUUUGAUUCGCAGCACCAAGCGCCUGGGUGUCAGUGGGUGCCGCGCUUUGGGCGCUACCAGGGCUGCAGGGGCGGUGCUGGUCUUCAUGGACUCCCACUGUGAAUGCCAGAAAGGCUGGCUGGAACCACUGCUGGAGAGAGUGGCCCAGGACCGGACCAGAGUGGUCUCCCCCAUCAUAGAUGUCAUAGACUGGAAGACUUUUCAGUACAAUGCCACCCGGUGGCCGGUGAGAGGAGUGUUUGAUUGGAAACUUGACUUCUACUGGGAAUCCAAGUCCCCGCUUCAAGACCAGGACCCAGACUCAGCUGUGCAACCUCUAAAGUCUCCUGUUUUAGGAGGUGAGGUUUUGGCCGUUGACAGACAUUUCUUCCAAAGGACGGGAGCCUAUGACCCCGGGAUGCUUUUGUGGGGGGCUGAACAAAUCGAGCUGUCAAUCAGGGUGUGGUCCUGCAGUGGCUCCAUGGAGGUGGUUCCCUGCUCUCGCGUGGCUCACCUCAGUCACCACCACGUGCCGUACCGCUUCCCAGACCAGGAGCUACUUCAGAGGAACAAGAUCCGCGUUGCAGACACGUGGAUGGACGCGUACAGGAAGAUCUUCUACAGGAGAAACACCCUGGCUCAUUUCAUCCGACAGUCUGAGAGCCCGAACAUCACAGAGCGCCUGCGACUGAAGAGCAAUCUUGGCUGCAGGAACUUCCACUGGUACCUGACCACGGUUUACCCACAACUCUACAUCCCACAGGACAGACCUGCACUGUCAGGAGAGCUGUAUAACGUCGGCACCGGCAGCUGCGCAGACUACCAUCAAGGACAGGAACCACGCGGCGGACCCAUGAACACGGCACCGUGCAGUGGGACGGGCAGUCAGCAUUACGAUCUCAACUCUGAGGGUGAAGUGCGCUGGGGUCCGAUGGGGUCUUUGUGUUUGGACACCAGAGGAGAGAGGGUUGUCCUCUCUCCCUGUCCCACCACCGGCACACUUAAGUGGAAAUUCAUUAAGCUGAGGGGCCAACUCAUUCACCAGCGGUCUCAGUUAUGUGUGGAAGCAGUGAAUGAAGGAGUCCCACAGGAGGUGGAUGCCCACAGCAGCACGGGGGAUCUCUUCCUCCGCCCGUGCACCCAUCACCCCAGACAACAGUGGCACUUUGAGCAGCUGGUGGCACCUCAAGGUGCCUGAUAUAGAAACUAGACAAAGACUGUGAAUCCUAUAGGCAGAUGGGGUAUUAUCUUAUAUUUACCAUGAUUCCCUCUGCCCUCACUGAAAGUAUGUACAAAAUGUGAUCCCUUUUUUUCAGAAAAAUCUUUGUUCCUGUUUUAAGGAUUGUAAAUACAAUUUAAAUGAUAUUAGCUUCA
This is a messenger RNA of Solea senegalensis (Senegalese sole), 2702 nucleotides long. Its product is annotated as polypeptide N-acetylgalactosaminyltransferase 15-like. Gene Ontology annotation, cellular component: Golgi apparatus. The record is from RefSeq and is a predicted model, not a curated record. Lineage: Eukaryota; Metazoa; Chordata; Actinopteri; Pleuronectiformes; Soleidae. The transcript has 10 exons. The coding region runs from base 643 to 2526 and encodes 627 amino acids.